This is a messenger RNA of Fusarium proliferatum ET1, 1158 nucleotides long. RefSeq lists its product as uncharacterized. Lineage: Eukaryota; Fungi; Ascomycota; Sordariomycetes; Hypocreales; Nectriaceae. The record is from RefSeq and is a predicted model, not a curated record. The transcript has 3 exons. The coding region runs from base 1 to 1158 and encodes 385 amino acids.
AUGGUUGCUACACUUGUUUCCAAGCGUCUUCGAUCAGUCCUCCUCCCUCAGUGUUUCAAAACACUCAAAUUCUCUGGAUCCUUGAAGAGGCUGGCUCACGAUAUGACGUCUUUUCUUUCCGGCGAUUUGAAGCACUUGAUGAUGACCCUUCUUCCUGUUCCCAAGUCUGUCACUAUUCGCUUCGAACCCUACAGUCGCGCCGAGGAACGUACAGAUUUGCACCUUUCGACACACAGAAUCGCGGUUAUCAGUAAAUUCAUCUCCAAGCUAUCUUCAAUUGAUCUGAUCUCUUUUGGCAAUCAAAUCAAGGACGAGAUUGACUUCGCUGAAGGAUUGGGCAACACACCAAAGUGGAAUGGUCCCAAAUCUGCCAUCUUUUGUAGUCGUAGGAACUUACUGAUUUUCAGUGCCCUCAUCAAACAUUUCGCCCCAAAUACUGUCAAGUCAGUUGAGCUUCCUCGCCUAACUGCAAAGAAUCAUCCUUUGGCCUUGAAAUCAGCAUUUCCAUUCCUCAAGUGGUUAAAGGCCGAUUUAACUUCGUUCAAGACCCGUUCGCGAACACUUGCCUGCAUGAGCAGCAAGCUUAUUCAGAGAUUCAAUUAUGACUUUCCGCACCUGGAAGUUCUUAUUCUUGAUCAGUUGGAUGUUGGUGCGUUUCUGUGGAGACGUGGCCGCAUCUACAAGAAAUCCCAGCUGCCAAACCUUAACGAGUACGUCGAGGAGCUUAUUACACGACUGAAGUCAAUGCCCCGAUUGCGGCGUUUCGCCUUUUCACUCCAAGAAGAUUGGCUCUGCCAUGAAUAUGACUGCGACAUGUUUCACAGGGUCUCAAGUCCAAGCGGAGACGAAUCAGACGACCCGAGUAAAAGCGAAUCAGAUGAUCCGAUGCAGGCCACUCUUGAGCCGAAUGAGUGGCCCUACUGGGUGCCCACCUCUGCUCAGCGGAAGUGGCAUUCGGAACUCAUUACUCGCAUUCUCGAGGCCGUUCCACAACUCAAGGAGCUUUGUAUCGUGCUGUGUACCGUGAAACUUUGGUACAAACAUUACCGAGGGACUAAGACCGACGGCAUCGUGACGGUUUGCCAAGAGGAAACUUGCUUUCCAGAGACGCCAGCCCAAUUCCCCUAUGGUUUUGCGGAUAUUGAUUGGUCUUGUUAA